This is a messenger RNA of Melanotaenia boesemani (Boeseman's rainbowfish), 1935 nucleotides long. RefSeq names its product vimentin A2-like. Gene Ontology annotation, cellular component: cytoplasm; plasma membrane; axon. The transcript is spliced from 9 exons. Gene Ontology annotation, biological process: intermediate filament organization. Gene Ontology annotation, molecular function: structural constituent of cytoskeleton. Lineage: Eukaryota; Metazoa; Chordata; Actinopteri; Atheriniformes; Melanotaeniidae. The record is from RefSeq and is a predicted model, not a curated record. Bases 96 to 1460 code for a protein of 454 amino acids.
AGGAAACGCCUUUCCAGGCGCACUCCGCCGAUGUUGCCUAGGCUUGAACAGACCCUGUCCACAUUGCUCUGGUAGCUGAUUGUCGAAAAUACAAGAUGUCUUAUAGAACAGCCCCACAUUCUUCCUACAAAAAAAUGUUCGGUGGAGACAGAGCCGCGGUCAAAACCAGCUACUCGAGCCGCCAGUUCUCCAGCCCUGUGCGCUCCUCUCGGGUAUCUUACGGGCUCUCCUCCGCCCCGACUGUGUACGCAGUGAAGACCCAAAGGCUCCGUAGCAGCGCAGCCAUGCCCCGGUUGGCCUCCGAAAACUUGGACUUCUCCUUGUCCGACGCCAUAAACAGCGAGUUCAUCACGAACCGCACCAACGAGAAGGCGCAGAUGCAGUCGCUCAACGACCGCUUCGCCAGCUACAUAGAGAAGGUGCGCUUCUUGGAACAGCAGAACAAGAUCCUGCUGGCGGAGCUGGAGCAGCUGCGGGGGAAAGGCACUACCCGGGUAGGGGAUCUUUAUGAGGACGAGAUGCGGGAGCUGCGGCGCCAGGUGGACCAGCUGACCAACGAGAAAGCCCGGGUAGAAGUUUACCGGGAUAACCUGGCAGACGACAUCGAGAGGCUGAGAGAGAAGUUGCAGGAUGAAAUUUCCCAGAGAGAGGAGGCAGAAGCAAACAUGCAGAGCUUUAGACAGGAUGUGGACAAUGCUGCCCUCGCCAGACUGGACCUGGAGCGGAAGGUUGAGUCACUCCAGGAGGAAAUUAACUUCCUCAAGAAGCUACAUGAUGAGGAAAUGCUGGAGCUACAGAACCAGUUCCAGCAGCAGCAUGUGCAGGUUGACAUGGAUAUGGCUAAGCCCGACCUGACUGCAGCUCUGAGGGAUGUUCGUCUGCAGUAUGAGAGUCUGGCUUCCAAAAACAUCCAGGAGUCAGAGGAAUGGUACAAAUCCAAGUUUGCUGACCUGACUGAAGCUGCAGCCCGGAAUAAUGAUGCUUUGAGAGUGGCCAAGCAGGAGGCCAAUGACUACAGACGCCAAGUUCAGGCACUUACCUGUGAGGUGGAUGCCCUCAAAGGAACUAAUGAGUCUUUGGAGCGCCAGAUGAGGGACAUGGAGGAGAACUACUCCAUGGAGACCAGCGGGUGCCAGGACACCAUCGGCCGCCUGGAGGAGGACAUUCAUAACAUGAAGGAUGAGAUGGCCCGUCAUCUCAGAGAGUACCAAGAUCUGCUAAAUGUGAAGAUGGCGCUGGACAUUGAGAUUGCUACCUACAGGAAGCUGCUGGAAGGAGAGGAAAGCAGAAUCUCCACCCCGUUGCCAAAUUUCUCCUCUCUAAACUUGAGAGAAACAAUGAUUGAUUCUAAACCCCAUGUUGAAACCACAACUACCAAGAAAGUUCUUAUCAAGACCAUUGAGACCAGGGAUGGUCAGGUGAUCAACGAGUCGACCCACAACCAUGAUGACGUGGAGUAAUAACAUCUCUGUUUCUGCCAAACAACCGACACAAGCAAUAAGAAGAAACAUUUCACUGGGGCUACAAGCAAGCAGACAAACCAACAACCCACAAAAAAGCAAACAGCUUCAAAAAGUGCCUUUAUAUGUGAUGAUCCAGUACGCCUGUUAGUUGACACAGACUGUAUUCUGCUUCCUCUGCAUCUGAAAUUACUUUGUUACAUUUGUUUAGACAAAAUUAUGAAAUCAGCACAACUUAGUAAUCCUCUCUGAGGUCUACAAAACCUUUCUUUGUAUCCAAAGUAGUACUUUUGAUUAACACAGCAUGCACACUUCAAUAAAUCUGUAUGCUAAAGAUGUCACAAAUGCCUGUAUGCAGCAAUAAACUAUGAAGACUGUAACUCAGCACUGUGCACACAGUGUAAUACUUUGUCAUGCAUUAUUGUAAAAAUGCAACAUUAGCAAUAAUAUUUCCUGACAUAAACAUUUCAUCACA